AUGGACGCCCACGGCAGGACCGACUUGGAGGGUGCGGAUUGGGACGACUCCGCGACCACGGCUCUGUUGCCGGAGCGGGAGCCACAGGACGCAGGCGAUGGCGAGAUGCCGGAUCCCGGCGACGCAUCAAGUUUGGGGUCUGCGUUGCAGGAAGUGAGCAAGGCCUGGCGGAAGAGGACUCAGGCGCAGCGGCUGUCGGCGCAGCGAUGGAUUGAGCAAGAGACCCACGUCCCGCGGAGGGCGCGAUGGAGGGAGGAGCUGGCGGAAGCGCUGGAGGCGACAUGGACGCAUGUGGCGAUUGUGGUAUUGCUGUUGGUGGAUUUGGCGGCGACUGCGAUCGAUAUCCUGAAGACGAUGCACAACAAGAGCCACGACUUGGACGUGUGCGUGGAUUUGGUGGAGAGCUGUCAAGGCUGCAUCGGGCACUUCGAGCACAGCGCGGAGUGGAAGUGGACGUACUGGACUAGCAUCGUGAUUCUGGUCAUCCUCAUGUUGAACGUGUUGGGAUUGAUCGUGGCGUUCGGAAGAUCGUUCUUCCUGCAUCCGCUGUACGUGCUGGAUUUGGUGGUGGUUUCUACGGCCCUAGGGCUGGAGGUUCUGCUGGACGCGGACACAGCGGGGCUGAUUAUCAUCCUCACUCUGUGGCGGAUCGUGCGAGUGGCCCACGGGAUCUUCGAGGUGACGGACGAGGCGUGGGAGAAGAGCAUCCGCGAGCUGGAAACGCAGGUGAAGGGUGUGCAGGAUGCUUACGAGAGGGCACAGGAGGCUCUGCAGGAGAAGAACCGGGAGCUCGGUGAGAAAGAUGGGCGAAUCGCGGAGUUGGAAGCACGGCUCGAGAGCGGAUCGACACCGUUCUAG
Physcomitrium patens is the source of this 858-nucleotide messenger RNA. The record is from RefSeq and is a predicted model, not a curated record. NCBI's taxonomy places the organism in Eukaryota, Viridiplantae, Streptophyta, Bryopsida, Funariales, Funariaceae.